UAGCAGAAGCAAAAGAGCCUUGUUCACCAAUUAAGUCUUUGAAGAGAAAGAGUAAUUGGAAAAUGGCUUCAAAGAGUGUUUCAGCUGUUGCCCUAAUUCUGGUCUCCCUCAACCUCCUUUUCUUCUCCAUGGUUAGCUCCAACCCCCUAAUGACCCCUGCCCUUGUCUCAUCAAUAAUAUCUAACAAAAAGUGCCCCGAAUUACAUGUUUGCGCCACUAUUUUGCCUCCCCAUCACAAGCCAGACAAGGGUUGCUGCCCCCUCAUCGCCGGUCUUAUUGAUCUUGAAGCCGCCGUGUGCCUCUGCGCCGUACUCAAGCUCGACCUCGGUGGAAUCAUCUCCAUUCCCCUUGACAUUUUCGUCAACCUGCUAUUAAACAUGUGUGGACGCAAAUCGACCACCUACACUUGCAACUGAGAACUGAAUAUGUAUGACAUGUAUCCACCAUGUUCUGUUGUGUUAAUUAGUUCGUAUCAUGGUCUUUGUUUAUCGUCUUGUUAGUGAAAGUUGUUUAAUAAAUUAAUUGUGUCCUUUGUUCGGGAAGUGAUUCCAAGUUAUUAAGUUGCUUAUUGUUUA
Molecule: messenger RNA, 575 nt
Organism: Glycine soja
Lineage: Eukaryota; Viridiplantae; Streptophyta; Magnoliopsida; Fabales; Fabaceae
Product: putative lipid-binding protein AIR1
Exons: 1
Coding region: 63-416 (117 amino acids)
Source: RefSeq, a predicted model, not a curated record